Messenger RNA from Neospora caninum, 852 nucleotides. RefSeq lists its product as hypothetical. NCBI's taxonomy places the organism in Eukaryota, Apicomplexa, Conoidasida, Eucoccidiorida, Sarcocystidae. Bases 1 to 852 code for a protein of 283 amino acids. The record is from RefSeq and is a predicted model, not a curated record. The transcript has 3 exons.
AUGGCAACCGAGUUCGCAGUGCCCCCCAGCAUGCUCGCCGUUCCGAAUGCGGGAAAUGGUGCGCAGAAUGUUAACAUUUUGCCCCCCGGUGCGGGCACGAGAGUCGUAGACGUCCCGUUCGUGCACUACAGGCAGACGAUGUGCGUGAAAGAAGUCAAGGUGCCUGUGGAAGUGACCAAGGUUGCCGUGAAGAAAGUCGAAGUCGAAGGCAUCCAUGAGGUCCCCAUCAUCCAGCCUCGCGAAAUUGGCGUCCACCAAGUUGUCCGCCGCAACGUCCCGGAGCCGAUUGAUGUUUACACUGUCCAGAAGUACACCAUGCCCCGCAUUCAGCCCAAGUACUACGACGUGGAGGUGCCGAUCUACGUGCCGCGCUACGUCGAGGUUCCCGUCCCUUCCCACUUUGUCACUCUCCAGAAGGAGGACAUCCCCGCGGUUGUGCCCGUCGGUCCCCCCCUCCAGGGCGUGAACAGCGCCCCCAUUCUGAAGAACGAGCAGGCAUACAGCCUGGCGCCCGCGGCGGAUGCCAGCGAUGAAGCAGCUGGUCCCGUGGCCCCCGGCGUCGUGGACGAUAAUUUCUCCUUCCACCGCCAGGGUUCGGGCAGCUCCGAUUUGGGAUACAGCAAGACUGCACACAACGAAACUUUGACGGCUGAAGUCAUCGUCCAAGGCAGCGCUGCGUCUUACCAGGAAGAGGCCUCGGGCGUCGCUGUGGUCGGAAACGACGCCGCCGGCUCUCUCGCCUCCUCCCCGCGUGUUUUCUCUCGGGUGAAUGCCGCGGCUGCUGCCUCUGGAGAGAUGGAGAGCGACAAUGCCUCUGAACGUGCCGAGUCCGUCGACUCAAUGCCCCAAUAA